Messenger RNA from Filobasidium floriforme, 1215 nucleotides. RefSeq names its product PLC-like phosphodiesterase. The coding region runs from base 1 to 1215 and encodes 404 amino acids. NCBI's taxonomy places the organism in Eukaryota, Fungi, Basidiomycota, Tremellomycetes, Filobasidiales, Filobasidiaceae. Gene Ontology annotation, biological process: lipid metabolic process. The record is from RefSeq and is a predicted model, not a curated record. The transcript has 6 exons. Gene Ontology annotation, molecular function: phosphoric diester hydrolase activity.
AUGUUUCUUCCUACGUUGACCACCCUCGCCGCCCUCCUCUCCCUCUCUUCGACCACCUCGGCCUCUUCCUCGCACUCCCUCUCUGCCCGUUCGCCAUCGAAGCACAAUCACAACCUCGCCGCUCGUGCACCUACCGUUUGCAACGGACAUGCCGAGCUGUGUGAUAGGAGUUAUGGCAACGUGACGUUCAUCGGCACGCAUAAUUCGUAUGGGAACGGGAGCAGCAUUAUGGAUAAUCAAGGCAAGGGGGUCGUGGAUCAGUUGAACGAUGGCGUGAGGACGUUGCAAGUCCAAGCUCACAAGGGCAGCACGGGGGACAUCCGACUCUGCCACAGUUCAUGCACCUUGUUGGAUGGAGGAUCUUUGACGAGUUACUUGACCAAGGUCAAAGGGUGGAUGGACGCCAAUCCCAACGAAGUUGUCUCCCUCGUCAUCGUCAACAUCGACACGAUCGAACCCUCGACCUAUGCCAGCGCGUUCGAUGCGGCCGGAAUGACGUCCAACGUGUACCAACCCGCUGGAGCCGUCACGGCCAUCGACGCUUGGCCCACUUUGGGUAGCAUGAUCGAGAGUGGAGGCAGGAUGGUGGUUUUUAUGGAUUAUGCGGCGGACUUUAACAGUGUUGGCUGGAUCAUUGAUGAAUUCAGCAACAUGUGGGAAGACGCGUACGACGUGACCGACCAGGAGUUCGGCUGCAACGUCAACCGAUCUUCCGGCUCGCCCACGACGACCUUGAGUCUUACCAACCAUUUCCUCGACGUCUACGGCAACAUUCUCGGUAUCAACGCCUGGUUGCCCAACAAGGACCUCUUGAACGAGACCAACGCCGAGACGGGGUACGGCAGUAUCGGUCAGGGAGCUCAGAAUUGUGUCGGGUUGUGGGGAAGGCCGCCCAACCACAUCCUCCUAGAUUUCUACGACUCGAACGGGAACUCGCCUUUCAACGUCGCCGCGCAGUUGAACGGGGUCUCGGCGCCUACCAAUACCGUCGAAGUCAGCGAGGAUUCCAAAGGGAGCAACGCCGAGGCGAGCGGGGUCGCAAAGUCCACCGCGGCGGCCACGGGGGCGACCUCUACCGGAGGGAGCGCGGCGAGGACAACGACCUCGGCUCUGAACGCUGCUGGGCGUUCGGUCGCCUCGCUCGGGAGUGGGGUCUGGGUGGCAGGGAUCGUUGCGAUGAUGGUCGGUGCGGGCGGGUUGAGCCUGUCGCUCUAG